CUUCUCAAUCACUGAUGUGAAGCUUUCAGGGUUUUCCAAAAUCAAAACCCAUGAAGCUCUACAGAGACUACUCCCCCAAUCACUCCCAGAGAGCCGCCUUGGCUGCCCUCUUCCUCCUCCUCUUCCCCACCUUCUUCCCCAGUCUCUUCGGCCCAUUGGGCCGCGCCUCUCCUUCCAUCUUCUCUGAAUGGAAUGCUCCAAAGCCCAGACAUGUACAUCUUCUAGAAGCAGCCUUAUCAACCCAAUCUUCUGUUGAGCAACAGAUCAAGGUUUGGGCUCCAUUGGGGAAUCAGGGAUGGAAGCAUUGCCCUGAUGAGCCUAAAAGUGCUUCAUCGAGGCCGAUAGGAUCAAAUGGGUAUAUCCAGGUGUUCCUUGAUGGAGGCUUGAACCAGCAGAAAAUGGGGAUCUGUGAUGCGGUGGCUGUUGCUAAAAUCUUGAAUGCAACUCUUGUUCUACCGCACCUUGAAGUCAAUCCUGUGUGGCAAGAUUCGAGUUCAUUUGAGGAAAUCUUUGAUGUUGAUCACUUUUUAGACGUCUUACGCAAUGAAGUUUCUAUAGUUAAAGAACUUCCUAGUGAGUUCUCUUGGAGCUCUAGAGAGUAUUAUGCUACGGGCAUACGGGCUACUAGAAUUAAGACGGCACCUGUUCAUGCUCCUGCUGAGUGGUAUCUGGAAAAUGUCUUGCCCACAAUGCAGAGUUAUGGAAUUGCUGCUAUUUCCCCGUUCUCCCAUCGUUUGACUUUCGACAAUUUGCCUGAAAGCAUCCAGCGGCUGCGUUGUAAAGUGAACUUUCAAGCUUUAGCCUUUGUUCCUCAUAUUAGGGAAUUGGGAGAAACUCUUGUUAAUCGUCUCCGCAACCCUCCUAUAAGAAACCAAAACACUGACUCACAAGAGGGAAGAAAUGACCUUGAUAAACAGGGAGCUGGGAAGUUUGUUGUUUUGCAUCUCCGCUUUGACAAAGAUAUGGCUGCUCAUUCCGCCUGUGAUUUUGGUGGUGGUAAAGCCGAGAAACUUGCUCUUGCAAAAUAUCGACAAGUAAUUUGGCAGGGAAGAGUGUUAAAAUCUCAGUUCACAGAUGAGGAGCUGAGAAUUCAGGGGCGUUGCCCUUUGACUCCUGAAGAAAUUGGACUGUUGCUAGCAGCUCUGGGCUUCAACAAUAGCACUCGGCUCUAUCUUGCUUCCCACAAGGUUUAUGGUGGAGAAGCAAGGAUCUCAACUCUGAGAAGACUAUUUCCACUAAUGGAGGAUAAGAAGAGCCUUACUUCCGCUGAGGAAAGGGCCAUGGUUGAAGGCAGGGCUUCUCUGUCAGCUGCAGUUGACUAUUAUGUGAGCAUGCAAAGUGACAUCUUCAUUUCUGCUUCUCCAGGAAAUAUGCACAAUGCACUGGUGUGUCAUCGAGCUUAUAUGAACUUGAAGACUAUUAGACCAAGCAUGACCCUGUUGAGUAAGCUAUUCUUGAAUAAGAGCAUGCAGUGGUCAGAGUUCCAACAUGCAGUUUUGGAUGGGCAUAAAAACAGACAAGGGCAGAUCAGGUUGAGAAAGGAGAAGCAAUCCAUAUACACAUAUCCUGCUCCUGAUUGCAUGUGUCAAACUUAAUUGACAUAAAUAUCAAUUGUGGUUCUACAUUGUUAUCGGUACUGAAAUCACAGGUAGGUUUUGUAGGUUGUCUCAUUAUUGUAGUCUUCAUUUAGGUGAUUAUUGUAUAUUGAUGCCUGAAUGGCAAGCCUAGGCCGUCACCAGUGAAUGAGACCUCCAAUAUGAGCGUAGAGACUGCUUUAUUUAAGAUCUUAGUUGUAAAAUUUUGAAUAGGCUAAAGUUCUGUUGGUGCCUUCUGGGACUGUUUUCUAGCAAC
Argentina anserina (silverweed cinquefoil) is the source of this 1851-nucleotide messenger RNA. RefSeq names its product O-fucosyltransferase 31. Lineage: Eukaryota; Viridiplantae; Streptophyta; Magnoliopsida; Rosales; Rosaceae. The transcript has 10 exons. The record is from RefSeq and is a predicted model, not a curated record. The coding region runs from base 51 to 1595 and encodes 514 amino acids.